AUGAUGAAGCCUCGCAAUGGGGCGAGGAAAUCGGUCCCGUUGAGGUUCAUCCUUGGUCUCUUCCUAGUGAUUGGCAUAUUGACGUCCAAUGCUGAGGCGAAGCAUUCUGGAAGAGAAAUUCUGGACGACGAAAGUCAAAUGGAAUUGGAGGCGGCACAGCACAAACAGUCCAUGGCUUCGCUGAACUCCCUGGUGGAAAAGACGAUGGAAAAGGAGGAAGAACUUGAAGCUGAAGAAGAGGCUGAAGAAACAUCAGAUCCUAUUAUCGAAUUUACACCCAAAGGGCGACGUGGUCCCGUUGAUGACCCACCCGGCAACAAUACAAAGCCGAAGAAGCCGCCUGGUGGUCCCCCUGGCUCUGCCAAUGAAACCACGCCAAAUGGACCUCCUGGGAACUUAACCAAUGCUACAGAGCCUAGUGGUCCGCCUGGAAACUUAACCACACCCAGUGGACCUCCAGGCAAUGAGACUGAAGCAAAUGGACCACCAGGCAACCUUACCACACCAGUUGGACCACCUAGCAAUGAAACCAAUGCUCAGGGCCCACCAAGCAACGACACCAAUGCGCAGGGCUCGCCUAGCAACGAAACCAAUGCCCAGGGCCCACCAAGCAAUGAAACCACACCGGCUGGACCAGCUAGCAAUGAAACCAAUGCCCAGGGCCCGUCAAGUAAUGAAACCACACCAGCUGGAGCGCCUAGCAACGAAACCAAUCCAAACGAUCUACCAGCCGAAGAAAGGAAUUCUACUGACAGCUCCGACGGCGCAUCCUCGGGCAAUGAAACAGCUCCAAACGAUCUACCAGGCAAUGAAAGCAACUCUACUGACAGCUCCGAUGGCGCAUCCUCGGGCAAUGAAACAGCUCCAGAAAACAAUACUGCGCCUGAGGAACCCCCUGCUGCUGAGGAGCCAGAAGUACCCGAGCAGACGGAGGAAGACAAAGAGAAGCAAGAGUGGGAGUUGCACAUUUUAGCUUGCUUCAAAGACAUGGCAACUGCCGAUGCAAAUCACGACGACUUUCUGAGUGCACACGAGUAUGAGCAAUUCUGCAACAUCUUUGCGAAUCGUAUCUUUGUCUCCCAGGAUGUUCUCAGAAAGAAGCCACGAUGGCAACUCGAGGAACUCUUCGAGGACCUGAUCUUGGAAGAUCGCUUUGGCGAUGGAAAGGAGGAGGUCAACAUCUUUGGGGCUCGUUUUGAAACCAUAGAAGGCCUCGAUAACAACCAAAACAGCUACCUACAGAUGAUCUGCAACCAAUCCGAAAAGAUUAUUCGUCAACUUGGUCCCACGCAAGCGACAGCUGAUAGGAGCAAGGAAGAUUGCGAUCUCCACAAGGGAUCCGUCACCUAUCACGGAACAAAGCCCCCUGAGGCGGUUCCUCCUGUUACGGUACAUAUCGUACACGGGGAUAAAUCGAUAGUGGUGGGCAAUAUUACGAUCGAAGAUGCGCCACCACCAGCCAACAGCACUAACACAACAGAUGCAAAUCUCGUGACAUUGGACACUGAUACCUCCAUCUCCGAAGUCUUGGAUGCUGUUGCCGAGCUCUUUGAUUACGAAGAGGGCCCCGAGGUGCCUGAUGGUGUUCUAGCCAAUGCUCCAGCCAAUGCUACCCCACCUGCGAAUGGUCCGGUCCCUGUGACCCCUCCAGCUCCAAAGUCUCUCAGUCUCCCACCAAACGCAUCCAGCGCUGCAAAAGAAGCCGUUGCUGGUUCCAAAGGAAAAGGUAAGAAGGAGAAAGGCACCAAUGCCACGCAGGUCAAAGCAACCGAUGUGAAUGCAACGGAUGUGAAUGCAACCGAUGCGAACGAAACAAGUGCAAGGAACGACGAUAGCGAUGACGCGGUUGCAGACGAUGAUGCCGCAUACGAGAGCCCUCUUGACUCGAUUUUCGGUGCCGUUCAGGACUUUUUGGGUUUCGGUGGCGACGACGACGACGCUGUUGUUGAUGACUCCGGGAAUGUCACCAGUGGAGCCAAUGGGACAGCAACCGGAGGAGGCAACGCUACCAGCAGCAACACGACGGACAGCGACGGUGACGGUGACGACGACGAUGGUGGCAGCUUUUUAGACUCAUUCUUGGGAGGUUCAGACGAUAAUGGCGUUACAAACAGCACCAACGCAACAAGCACCAACACAACGGAUGGUAGCGGUGAAGACGAUGAUGCCAGCUUUUUAGACUCAUUGUGGAGUGGUUCAGGUGAUGAUGAUGAUGCCGUCACCACAAACUCUACAGAAGGAAACUCUACAGAGGCAGACACGAAUACAACAGAGGCCGAUGAUGACCUAUUUUCUAUAUACACUACUCCCAUAUCCGAAGCAUUGGAUGCAGUUGCCGGAUUGCUGGGAGGGGGAGAAGGAGAAGAGAGGCGGAAUCUGCGUGGCGACGAUCGAAUUCGAGCUUUUCGAGCGAACUAA
Molecule: messenger RNA, 2418 nt
Organism: Seminavis robusta
Lineage: Eukaryota; Bacillariophyta; Bacillariophyceae; Naviculales; Naviculaceae
Source: the annotation of a GenBank genome assembly